Messenger RNA from Fusarium venenatum, 972 nucleotides. Its product is annotated as Fructosamine/Ketosamine-3-kinase. The record is from RefSeq and is a predicted model, not a curated record. Lineage: Eukaryota; Fungi; Ascomycota; Sordariomycetes; Hypocreales; Nectriaceae.
AUGCCGCAUACCAAAGUUGACCCCGCCAUCAUCGAGGCACUUGGCCUUGACCCCACCAAUGCUGUUAUUCACUCUCAUGGCGGAUCAGGCUUUGCGGGCACAUUCAAGAUAAAGGCCGCCAAGGAUGGAAACCCAGUCAACUAUUUUGUCAAGACGGGUGUGGGGAAAGAAGCAGAGGUCAUGUUUAGAGGUGAACAUGCCUCUUUGAACGCCAUAGCUGACACGGUACCCAACUUUUGUCCGCGAUCUCACGCUCACGGCGCCUUAUCCGAUCGUCCAGGCCAUUACUUCAUGGCGACUGACUUUCUAGAUCUGGGUUCUUCGGCUCCUGGUGGUUCAGGAAAGACUCUCGCAUCAAAGGUUGCGCAAAUGCACACAACGUCCGCGCCUAUCCCAGAAGGCCAUGAUAAGCCCAUGUUUGGAUUCCCAGUGCCGACAUGUUGCGGUUCCACAGAACAAGACAACUCCUGGCGAGCAUCGUGGGCUGAGUUCUAUGCUGAUAACCGUCUAAGACACAUCGCUCGUCAAGCGGUGCGCAACAAUGGCGCUGACCCUGAACUGGAAGAGGCUGUAGAGCAAGUUGCUGGAAAGGUGGUACCGCGAUUGAUCGGCGACGAUGUUGUAAAAAACAUCAAACCUGUGGUCAUCCAUGGUGAUCUUUGGAGUGGAAAUCACUCCAAGGGACAGAUUGCAGGACAAGGUGGUUGUGAAGAAGUUGUUUAUGACCCAUCGGCUGUGUAUGGUCACUCUGAAUUCGAACUUGGCAUCAUGUCGAUGUUUGGCGGUUUCAGCAAUCACUUCUGGAAAGAGUAUCACGAGUUCGUACCAAAAGCUGAACCUGUGGAUGAAUGGCCAGACCGAGUAAGGCUGUACGAACUAUACCACCAUCUCAACCACUUUGCCAUGUUCGGCGGAGGCUACAGAGGAGGCGCAAUGUCCAUCAUGAGGAAACUCAUCAGCAAGUACGCAUAA